AUGCACUGUUUCCAAGAAAACCUCCGAUGUGACAGCAAGUUGGCAAACAUUGGCAACCUUCCAACAUACAAUGCUAAUGCCUAUGCAAUCACCACCACAAACCUCAAACCAUUGGUAAAGGAAGCCCUGAAUGGACCUGACCAGAUCCAUUGGCACAAAGCAAUCAGAGUGGAAAUGAAUGGUUUGGAAAGCAUGAACAUUUGGGAAACAGUGGACAGACCAGAGGGGGUGAACCUUGUAGAUUUCAAACUGGUACUCCAAGUAAAGAUGGAUGCAAAUAAUAUACCAUACAAGUUUAAAUCUAGGUUCUGUGCAUGUGGUUUCUCUCAAAGAGAGGGUAUUGACUACAAUGAGAUCUUCACCCCAGUCAUACCCAGGGAUGCCAUUAGGACCCUACUGGUGAUUGCCACCAGGUUUGACUGGGAGCUUGACUUGAUCAAUGUCAUGCAAGCCUAUCUGAACACAGAGCUGCACCACCACAUUUACCUCAAGCUGCCAGAGGACCAAGUUGACCUAGUCAAGGGGGAAAUCAUCUGCAAAUGGAAGAUCACUGAUAACAGACCAGUGAUGGAGUUCCUCAAGAUCAAGAUCAUGCAAGAUUGGAUCAAACAGAUGAUUGACUUAGAUCAAUGGGUGUACAUACAGAAUAUCAUAAGAGAAUGGAAUCAACUGCAUGAGAAAACAUGGAUCCCCAUGACUCGCACCCUGCUCAAGGCACCUCCAGAUUCAACAAUCGACAAGAGGCUGAGGACCAAGUACCCAACACUCAUAGGAAAACUAUUAUGGAUUGCAAACAUGGUCAGGCCAGAUACAUCUUUUGCUGUCAAUGCCCUGGUAUGCCAUAUGUCCAGACCCACAGAAGAAGCAAUGCAAGCAGCACUCUGGGUCAUCAUGUAUCUAAAUCAGAUGCAGGAUGAGGUGUUGAGACUUGGUGGCAGGGAUGGAACCAAACCUGCCAUCACCACAUACACAGACUCAAAUUGGGCCUCUGAUCUGAAUGCAGACUGA
Messenger RNA from Ustilago hordei, 1008 nucleotides. RefSeq lists its product as uncharacterized. The transcript is spliced from 2 exons. NCBI's taxonomy places the organism in Eukaryota, Fungi, Basidiomycota, Ustilaginomycetes, Ustilaginales, Ustilaginaceae. Bases 1 to 1008 code for a protein of 335 amino acids. The record is from RefSeq and is a predicted model, not a curated record.